Molecule: messenger RNA, 3855 nt
Organism: Harmonia axyridis
Lineage: Eukaryota; Metazoa; Arthropoda; Insecta; Coleoptera; Coccinellidae
Gene: Gycalpha99B
Product: head-specific guanylate cyclase
Exons: 13
Coding region: 415-2469 (684 amino acids)
Biological process (GO): cGMP biosynthetic process; response to oxygen levels
Cellular component (GO): guanylate cyclase complex, soluble
Molecular function (GO): heme binding; guanylate cyclase activity
Source: RefSeq, a predicted model, not a curated record
GUCAAAUUCAUUCGAUUCGAUGUUGGAGUAAUUCGUCCUUCAACUCCACGUUUCAAAGUCACAGGGACAUCAAUCACCUUAGAAGAUCGAUUCCGUUGAAUGGAUGGCAGAAAGCCAAGUGAAGCUCUUAAAUCCUACUUUGGAAGGAAAACUCAUCGACAUAGUAGGAAAUUCCUUUUAUUGAAAGCUAUUUCAAGGAUUGCUUCAAUUCAUCCGGCUAGAUUCUCAUUUCCUGAAAAAUGAAGGGGAUUUAAAAAUACUUCCUUUUUGUUCAUCGGAGCUUGAGUUUAUGAUACAGAUUGGGAACGAACGCACACAUGCUUUCGUCGUCCCGUCACACAGAAGAUCCCAAGAUCCAUGCCAUGAAAUAUAAAUGAGACCGUAAACGUGAUACGGUCACGUGGGGGUCGCACCAUGGCAUCUUCGUGCCCGUUCCGACGCCCCUCGACGCAUGCCUCCUCCGCCGACGGCUCGGCGUCCGUGAAGAGGUCCCUGACGGCUAGACAAGCGUCGAUCCAGAUCCCCCAGGGCGACCAGGAGUCGGAGGACGAGGACAGGAACACGCUGAACCUGAAACAUCUGAACGCGGCCAUCCUGCUGUUGACUUCGCCGCCGAAUGAUGCUGUUCAAACUGCUCUGAGGGCGCUUUUGGCGAAGGAGAGGAAGGACAACCCUCAAAAAUACUCUUGUUUAAAUGGCCUUCCCGAAGACAUUACCGAAUUUAAGAAUUACGCUUUUCUAGAUGAUCUCUACGAUUUUGUCAGAGAUGAUCAGGACGAAGAUGAGAAACAGUUCUUGGACAAGCUUGGUCGAGAACUUAUACGCACCUCCUGCCAUGGUUGCGUGGAGAAAGCCUUCAAGUGUCUGGGAGGUGACCUGAAGGAGUUCCUGACCACUCUGGACGGCGUCCACGACGUGCUUAAGUCCCAGGACUCUCCUGGUCAGGACUGUCAUGAAACGGAAGCAUUCGUUUGUACCUCAGAUGAUGAUGGUCUACGUCUGGACUUUUCGACAGACAGAACCGCCAUUGCGUAUCUUCUGGUGGGGAGUCUGGCAGCUAUAGGUGAGCUUCUGUACGAGACUGAAACGUCAAUAGACUUCUCGAGAAAUCCACAGGAUGAGAGAACUUUCAGAUUCGAAAUAAAACCCAUAAACACAACCCAGAAGCGUCAACUACCAAAGAAAACACCGAGUCCCAUACCUUCGAAGAGCGACGAGUUGCAGGUGGACGUGGGCACCUUCUGCAAGGCGUUCCCUUGGCACUUCGUUAUCGAUCGCAAGCUGGAGUUCGUGCAGCUGGGUAGCGGUUUCAUGCAACUCUUCGGGGGCUAUUUGGCAGCCCAGGGGACGUCGGUGGCCACCUACUUCGAGUUUCAUAGACCCAGGAACUUCUCGCUCUCCUUCACGGACAUCAUCAAAAGGGCUAAUACUCCUUUCGUGUUGGCUAUACGGAAGCUGCCUGCAGUCAAGUCGCUUACAGCAGUGGGACUGGAGCUGAAAGGUCAGAUGGUCUACUGCCCAGAAUCGGACUCGAUUCUGUUCGUGGGAUCGCCCUUUCUAGACGGCCUCGACGGUCUCACCGGAAACGGGCUGUUCAUUUCCGACAUUCCGCUGCAUGACGCCACCAGGGACGUCAUUCUGGUUGGGGAGCAGGCCAGGGCUCAGGACGGACUGAGGAGAAGGAUGGACAAGCUGAAGAGCUCAAUCGAGGAGGGCAACAGGGCGGUGGACAAAGAAAGAGAAAAGAACGUCAGCUUGUUGCACCUAAUAUUUCCGCCCGAUAUAGCAAAGAGGCUCUGGCUAGGGGAAACCAUCGACGCGAAGACGCACGAAGACGUGACGAUGCUGUUCAGCGACAUCGUCGGUUUCACCUCCAUAUGCUCUACCGCCACCCCCAUGAUGGUCAUCAACAUGCUGCAGGAUCUCUACAACCAGUUUGACGUCUUCUGCGGACAGCUGGAUGUAUACAAGGUUGAGACUAUCGGCGAUGCCUAUUGCGUCGCAGGAGGCCUUCACAAAGAGACCAAGACGCACGCCAUGCAGAUAGCCUGGAUGGCCCUCAAAAUGAUUGAUACAUGUUCGAAGCACCAGACCCAUAGAGGAGAACCAAUUAAGAUGAGGAUCGGUAUCCAUACAGGAUCCGUGCUAGCAGGCGUGGUAGGCGUGAAGAUGCCCCGUUAUUGCAUGUUUGGACAUAACGUGACCAUAGCCAAUAAAUUCGAGUCAGGCAGCGAACCUCUCAGGAUAAACGUCAGCCCCACCACUUACGAACGUCUGGUGCAAACAUCCAACUUCACCUUCGAAGCCAGAGAUAGGUCCCUGCUUCCAGCAGGAUUCCCCAGCCACAUUCCCGGAACGUGCCACUUCCUGUUGGGCUACACUCACCCCUCAGCGCCACCUGACGCCCCUCUGAACGACCACGUUGACUGUGGCCUCAAGGAUAUAGGCCUCGGCGCCGACCUGUCCUGAACAAGAAGACUGUUAGUUUUUUAGCAAUAACGGGGAUCCUUUUUGACUACUCAAGCUCAUCGGCUUCCUGGUAGGUGCACGCAGAUUGGUCCAGAAUGGUCGAGAUGAUUUAGGUUAGCUCUUGUACAGGGUGGGACUGCUAACUUUGCUAAUUUCAAAAGUUAGUAGCAGUUUUAAAGAUUGCAUCAGUCAAGUAACGAUUGUCUUUUCAAUACACUGAGUUAGCCGCCAAGUUCUAAAAUCUCCCUCAAAUUCAAAAUUUUCGAAUUCGCUUCUGAUAAGGUUCUACAGGGUGCGGCAGAGCCGACUGACGGGUUUCAGAGGGAUAUUUAAAGAAAAUGGUAAAAGUUAGAGAGAAACGGUUUUUUUCAUUGGAAGCAGUAAGAAAUAUAGUUUUUUUGCCCAAGUUUUGAAAACGAAAUCAUCAUGAUGGCGGCCGUCGGCAGCGACACACUGAUAUUGUCGAUUUUGGAAAUUUUCUACCGCUUUUCAGCAUAUCUCGAGAGGUAUGUCCUGGAUUUUUUCGGUUAUUCGCUACUUGUAUUCUGGCAGGGUGUGUAGACGAUGUUUGAAGAUCUUAUUUUCAAGGUGGCCCCAAGGAAGAAGUCGCAGAUGCUUCAAUCUGGUGAGCGCGCUGGCCAACUUACGUCCCCACUCAGUGAGACCAGUCUCCCUGAGAACAUCUGUCUCAAAACAGCUAAUAAAGUUCGGUGAGCUGUGGCGCCAUCCUGCUGGAACCAGAUGUCACCCAGAUCGUGUUCUUCAGCAAGUUCUUCCAAUUCAGGCUGUAUGAAGGUUUCCAACAUUGAGACAUAACGCUUGGGAGUUACUGUGACGGUGAUAUUUUCCUCCUCGAUAUAAAAAGUGGCUAUCACUUCGAAUUGAGAUACAGCACACCAAACACUGUGACUUUAGGUGGAUGGUGUGGUCUUUCAUGGAGUUGAAGAGAAUUACAUGCAGCCCAGUAUGACCUAUCAAAACUCGUCAAUCGGCUCUGCCGCACCCUGUAUAAUCUGAAAUUGCUAUCACUUCAAUAGAAUAUAUGUAUUGAAAAAUCCGGAAGUGCCUCAACAUUGAUGAUUCACUGCAUCGCGGUUAUUGAAGAAUUGGCAAACGAAAUGUUAGGGCCUUCUUUUCCAAAUGAAGCCAAUUUCGUCCUUUCACAACCUCCCCUAAACACUUGGCACCAAAAUAAAAAUCAGCAAAGGUAGCUGUCACACCCUAUAUUAAAAAAAUUAAAAAGCAACUGCUAUGUACGGAUAAAACAAUUCGCAACUUUUUUUUUAUCUCUUUCUUCUUGAGAUGUGCAUUCUGGAUCCAAGUAAGCAUAAGCAAAUUGCUUGACAAGACAUUUCCUUCGCAUAAUAAAUAUCUACUUAUACACUA